Messenger RNA from Chelonus insularis, 999 nucleotides. Its product is annotated as serine proteinase stubble-like. Gene Ontology annotation, molecular function: serine-type endopeptidase activity. The record is from RefSeq and is a predicted model, not a curated record. The transcript is spliced from 7 exons. NCBI's taxonomy places the organism in Eukaryota, Metazoa, Arthropoda, Insecta, Hymenoptera, Braconidae. Bases 16 to 930 code for a protein of 304 amino acids. Gene Ontology annotation, biological process: proteolysis.
AACUCUACAGGAGUCAUGAAUAUCCAAGAAUACGUCAAGUAUCUUAUUUGUUUAUUAGUCAUCACCAUCACUAGUUCAGUAUCUCCAACUGGUUUGGUUGAAGCAACAAGAGUGCAACGUGGAGUAUUAGAUUGGCUGUCGUCUGUAUUUAGACCUUGCAAAGGAUGUUUGUGUGGAAGAUCAAAUCGUAACACUGCAAGAUUUAUUGGAGGUGAAACAACAUACUCUCAUGAGUUUCCAUGGCUUGUAAAUAUUUAUUCAAAAACUGGAAACCAAGUCAGUGGAGCGUUGAUAAAUGACCGCUACGUGCUAACUGCAGCAAGUCAAAUUAUAGACUCAGCUGCACACGAAAUAAAAGUUUCUCUAGGUACAUACGAUCGUUGUGAUAUUGAUAUUUCUACAGUGAAUUCAAGUGUCGACACCAUUAUUAUUUAUCCAGAAUAUGUUGGAGAAACACAUGCCCAUGAUUUAGCGUUAAUUAAGCUAAGUCGACCGAUUAAUAUUGAAAAGAGAAUUGCUCCAGUUUGUAUGCCUAAUCCGAAUUCAACAUAUCUUGGUCAAGUAGGAACAUUUGCAGGAUGGACUGAAGCUCCUAAUAGUGAGAAAACGUUUGCCUGCUUACCACGCAAAAUUGGAUUACCUAUCCUAAGUGGUAGAGAAUGCAUUAAAUCUGGAGUUGAAGCAAACCAUUUCCAUGAUGAUUCCGGGUGUAUUGGUGUACUUGGCAGUAAAUCAAUUGUUUGCAACAAUGAUGUAGGAACUCCUGUUCACUACCGAUCAUACAAUGGAAUUUAUGAUCUAAUUGGAUUGUUAUCAGACGGUAAUGUAUGUGGUGAAACUGCAACAAAGACAGCAGUUUUCACUAGAUUAGGCCCUCAUCUUCAUUGGAUUCUUCAAAAUACCAAAGAUGCUUGCUACUGUUCUAGAUAAUUAUUUAUAUUAUACAUACACAAGUUAUACAUUAAUUAUAUUGACAUUAAUGAAAUGAACUAAUUUUUC